Messenger RNA from Peronospora belbahrii, 4851 nucleotides. The record is from the annotation of a GenBank genome assembly. Lineage: Eukaryota; Oomycota; Peronosporomycetes; Peronosporales; Peronosporaceae.
AUGAAUCCAUCAUCAUAUCCGGGCUCUUCAGGUGAUCGUCAUGGACCUCCUCCAUCUCUAAAUUCAUCCUCAAGCUCAGGACUUGGGGUAAAGGGUGGUCCAUCUUCGAUUACACAACAACAGCAUAGCUAUCAUCCACAGCCAUCAUUGGCUCAGCUAAAUCAUCACUUGCAUCCGCUCCAUGGAGGCUCUCAACAGACUCAUCAGCAGUCACAACACUCUAUUAUGCAUCCAGGUGGACCUGUUCUACCUCCACCAUCUCUUCCAGGCUCACUUGGUGGUGGUGGCCCUAACACGUCACGAUCACCGCAUCCACUUUCAGCAGGUUCAAUCUUGCAUCCACCCCGUGGUAAUUUAGGGGGAUCUUCGAAUACGGGUGGUCCAUCCUCAGUACUGAGUAAGCCCACAGGAUCUCAAGGUGCCUCAUCUUCAAGCAUUGGGAUGAUGGGUCACUCGGUACGUAUGCAGGCGCCGGGGAUGAGUCAAAGCAUGGGAAACGUCCAGCAAUCCAUGGCCCCAUCAUCUGAAAGACUGAAGCCAUCAACACAGAGCUACAAUGUACGACCUCCAUCGCCACCUCGUCGUCCCACAGAGACACAACAACAGCCACAACAAGUGCAGAUUCAACAGCAAUAUGGACUGGAUGGACGUAUUAUUCCCAAUGAUCAAGUGGAAGGAGACUACUACCAACAGCAAUCUAUGGCAGGCCCACCCCCACGUCAUCGAGAACUACGUGUGGAAGAUGCUUUAUUGUAUUUGGAUCAAGUCAAACAGCAGUUUGGAGAUCAGCCGGAUAUCUACAACCAGUUUUUGGAUGUUAUGAAAGACUUCAAAGCACAGGCGAUUGAUACACCUGGAGUAAUUCUUCGUGUGUCGACGCUAUUUCGUGGAUAUCCAAAUCUGAUUUUGGGCUUUAACACGUUUCUGCCACCAGGAUAUCGUAUUCGUCCAGAUACGUCGAUUGAGGUGAUUCCGUCUCAGAUGACGGGACGUGGAAGUGUGCAACAGUCUAUGUAUGGAGCACAGCAAACUUCUAACGCGAACAUGGGCCAUCGUCCACCCCCGGUGACGAUCCCUCCACCUCCGUAUUCACCUCCAGAGCUCCAUAAGCCGACGUCAUCGUCGCGUCAGCAGCUGCCCCCCGGUGGUCAGAUCAAAGCUGGUGGAAAGUCAAAGAAGUCGCAGCAGCAGACGAUGACGCUGGGUGGAGGCAACGCUGCGGCACGAGGCUCGACGAACCCUGUCGAGUUUGAUCACGCGAUUCACUAUGUGACGACUAUCAAGCAACGCUUUGCUGAUGAGCCUGAGACAUACAAAGAGUUUCUGGCUAUCUUGCACACGUACCAGAAAGAGCAGCGUUCUAUCCGCCAGGUGCUCGACCAAGUCUCACACCUUUUCCGUGACCAUCCUGAUCUGCUGCGUGAGUUUACGUUCUUCUUGCCCGAUGCAGUUCAGGAACAGGCCAAGGAGCGUCUGAAUCGUGCUGCUGAGAAAGCUCAACAGCGCAAAGACCAAAUGGCACAAAGAGCUCGAAAAUAUGGUUCAUUGUCGCAGGGUUAUCAGCAAUCUGAUCGAAGGGACGACCGUGGCUCGGUUUCGCCGUCCAGUGCUGCAAUGAAGAGUGGACGUGUGAUUGGCGGGGAUGAAGAUGCUUACAACAAGUUUGGUAAGAAAGGAAAUGGGAGAGGUUACAAAGAUGAUGAUCACCACUUGAGUGGUAAGGCUUUGGAACGGCGUGAGAAGGAACGUGAGCGUGAACGCAACCGUGCGCAGUUCAAUCACAAGCGUGCCAAGCGCCGCCCAUACGAUGGUACAGAACGUCGUGCGUAUUUGGCGAUUUCGGAUGUACUGCUCGACAAAGAAGAGUGGAGUAUAUUUGAGAAGAUUAAAAGAAUUCUCCCAUCGCGGGACAACUGGCGCGAAUUUCUCAAGUGCCUGGAGCUAUAUAGCCAGGAAGUACUAGACCGCAACGAGAUGCUAUCACUUAUUAGGAAUCUCUUUGGCCGGCACACGGAUUUGGUGAAAGAGUUUGACCAACUUUUGUGCUCUCAUGGUGUGCAGAAGACCCCCAAGGAAAUUUGGCCAUUCAUUCCGCUCGCUGAGACGGAUUUGUCGCAGUGUCGCCGCGCCACUCCCUCAUACCGUGGUUUGCCCGCGAGCUAUCCCAUUCCACCAUGUUCCCAUCGCUCAGCUCUUGAAAAGCAAGUGUGCAAUGAUUCUUGGGUGUCAGUUCCCACUGGCAGUGAAGAUUUCUCUUUUAAGAGCAUGCGAAAAAAUCAGUACGAGGAAGCACUUUUUAAAUGCGAAGAUGAACGCUUUGAGAUUGAUAUGGUGAUUGAGACAAAUGCAUCUACGAUCAGUAUUCUUGAGCCGCUGGCACACGAGAUUGAGGUGCUUAAAAAGAGCAAGGAGUCAAGUGGUGAGGACGAUCAGCUAUGGAAUUAUGUUGUGGAUAAGGGUACGUUUCGUGUAACGCACUUGAACGCAAUUACGCGAAUCUACGGUGAUUCAGGAACCCAAAUCUUGGAAUUGUUGCGUCAGUACCCUGCUGGCGCUAUUCCGGUAAUUUUAAAGCGGCUGAAACAGAAGGAUGAGGAGUGGCGCCGUGCCCGUGAAGAUUUGAACCGCCAGUGGAAGGAAGUUAACGAGAAGAACUACCACAAGUCGCUUGAUCACUCUAGUUUUUACUUUAAGCAGAAAGAUAAGAAGCAGACUAGCAUGAAGACGAUGAUGCAGGAGGCCAAGAAAAAGCUGGAGGCGGAUGAGAAGCGCGCUGAAGAAUUGAAGACGGACUUGAGUGCGUCACCAUCUACUGUGUCAGCGACUACUGCUAUUGUGAGCGCCAAGGCUCCUCCUCAGGCUUCAGAUAUUGCCAAUGCGCUUAAAAAGGAACAAUCUGCACCUUCACUAAAAAUUCCGACCGCGAAGACGAUGGCAGUUUUUUCGCAGUCUCCUCUGACAAAGUGGAAACCUCAUUUUGCUUACAAGUUUGCAUCUGUGCAAAUUCACAAGGAGGCAUUCGGUUUAUUGUCGUACGCUGCCGAGAAGAACUUGAGCGUAGCUGACAAGGAGAAGUUAUCCAAGGUUUGGCAGAACUUUUUUUUUCCAUUUUUCAAUUUGGAGGAGGAGUGGCUUGUGCGCAAGCCACAACACGCUACAGUGACGCACGAAAAAGCGAAGACGUUGCCUAUUGGUACCGAGGUGAGCACAGAGUUUGGAGAGGGAACUGUGCAGCAGUUUAACAGAGAAAAGACCUAUUUCACGAUUAAUCUGGCUGCAGUCGGGUGCCAAGCGUACUUGCAACCCAGCGCUCUCACUAUUCAGGAGGCAACAGAUUUCCCGUCUAGUCUUCCCGCACUAGAUAACAAGCAGGAUGUGGUUAAGAUACAAGCUGAUUACAAAUCGCUUUUCUAUGGUAAUCAGCACGCAUAUGCGUUCUUGCGUCUGUACCAGAUACUACAUAACCGGCUUGAGCGCGCGUAUGACCUGUGCGAGAAGGCGAAACGCAAUCGCAAUCGUCGCAUUAUCAAUCCUGCAGCUCGCGCACUGGUUCACGCUCAUCACUCGUUAUCUGCGUCAACAAAGGAGAAGGCCGGUGAUUAUCAGGCGUUUGUAUCCAAGUUGUACUCGCUGAUUGAUGGCUCGGUUGACAAUUCGAAGUAUGAGGAUUCAUGCCGAAGUCUGAUGGGAUCUACGUCGUACUUUUUGUUCACGAUGGACAAGCUCGUGGCCCAGGUGCUCAAGCAGAUGCAGCACUUGGCAAAUGAUGACAUCUGUCAAGAGCUUACUAAGGCGUUUGCCGAGAUGCAAGGUGGACCAAAGCCCUCAACAGACCCGAUUGAAGCUGAAGCCAAGUUUGCUGCAUAUCUUAAUAAGACGAAGUCCAUUUUUGAGGGUGAAGGUGCGUUCCGAAUUGAGUUCAACCCUGGCAUACUGCGUAAGACACCCCUGGAGGUACGUGGCGGCACCACUCCAUCCGGUGCAUCCGAGCCUUCUAAAAUUUGGGCACCUUCGCCACGCAUGAAGGCCCCAGAGUCUAGCAAGUGGCUUAUUGAGCCUGAGUUGGCUAUCGAGUAUUUGGGUUCUAUUGAUGACGAUGGAGACGAUGAUGAUGAUGACGACGAUUCUCCAAGUGCUACGCCUGUUGACACACCAUCGGCAACACCCGUGUAUGGUUCUCCCAUGCAUGAUACUCCUGUACACGAUUUACAGGACGAUGUUGAUCCGAUGGAAGAAUCCAAGGAAGAUGACGACAUGAAGAAGGGAGCGCUGACGCCAACAUCAUCUGGAAGUAUAGAGCAGAGUGAUUGUGCUUCAUCAGAUGAAGCCUCGAAUGCGACGAAAGCUUUGGAGUCUGCAACAUUGCUGAAGAAGCGAACGCGCGACUCGUCUGAGAAAGACAGUGCUAUGUUAAUAGCGUCAUUGUCUUCGUCCCCUGUUGUAACGGAGGGAUUAGCUAAGAAAGCAAAGACACCGUUAGGUGCAGCAGGUUACAUGGUUUCUGCCGAUAUGGUCAAGACUUCAUCUUCACAUGAUUAUGAUGUCGUGAUGGGAGGUGCUGAAGCAAUCUCUUCUUUUGGUGCAAAACUCAGGACUACAGAAGUGACUCAAGGAGUAAAAGAAGAGGAAGCAGAGGAGCAUAGUCAAGACUGUGAGCUGGAAGAGGAGUCUGAGAAGCUGUCUACUGACAAAUUUCUGGAACGCCGUCUGUUGUCACAUGACAGCGUAAAGUCAGACCGGGCGAGUGGUCGUGCUGCUAUUUCCACGCCUACUUUUACUGGCGAUCCAAAAGCUCGUGCGUCAGGUUGUUCAUCCGGAGCAGUGAAAAGUGCUGACAAAAAGAAGGAGUAA